Molecule: messenger RNA, 2149 nt
Organism: Acromyrmex echinatior (Panamanian leafcutter ant)
Lineage: Eukaryota; Metazoa; Arthropoda; Insecta; Hymenoptera; Formicidae
Gene: pHCl-1
Product: pH-sensitive chloride channel 1
Biological process (GO): monoatomic ion transmembrane transport
Cellular component (GO): membrane
Molecular function (GO): transmembrane signaling receptor activity; extracellular ligand-gated monoatomic ion channel activity
Source: RefSeq, a predicted model, not a curated record
CCCUUCUGUCAGUCCAAAAGUCACCGCGUAAGCUUGCGGGUGGAACGCAACGUAUGCGAAGGUCGUGUACUGAUGUGAAUUCGUAUGAAUAGUGAUUUAAUUUUAUAAACAGAAAGUACGAAAAGAAUUAUAGUGCUACGAGAAGCGACACGACAAAACGAUCUACUAUUUGCGCUCUUUCGAAAUGUGUUUGCUCUCGGAGGAAGCAUAAAGCCUAAAUAGCCGAUUCUCCAAUCGAUCGGCACGGGAUCCGACUGAGAGGGAGGAGUUGGGAGCUGGUUUAAGAGAGGUGGGAGAGGAAAUCCUUCUUCGAGAGGAGUGGGGAGAGGGAAUUGUUUCUCGAGAGGAGGAGGGGAAGAAAAUCAUUCCUCGAGAGAAGGAGGGAGAGGGAAUCAUUCCUCGAGAGAAGGAGGGGAAUAAUUCAGGAUUUCUUAGAUGGCGGGAUCAAUGACAGAGGGAGAGGUGAGAUCUAAUGAUUGUGUCUGAUCCGAGACUGACGAGUAUGGUAGUGAGAUCUCACGAUAGUGGUCGUCGGUCGGUUGUAGCAGCACGGUUGUGACUUGGCUGCGAACGGUUACCGCCUACUGACGUAAGAGCUUCGUCCCUGUUUUUUAAUCGACGUACUAGCGCGCUAUAACAAAAGAGUAAAAUAUAUAUGUUUCGUUAGAAGCGUGUAUAAGUGUGUAUAUAUAUAUAUAUUUGUUUUUAUACGGGGAGACGUGUGGAUGAACCGGAAGAAAUGGCAGAGCGACUUACUGGUUAGCUGGUGAGUCCACGAGAUCUCGGAUAGCUAUCAGUUGAAAUGAACGAGGAACCCGCUAUCCACAGAAAAGCGCCAGAAGGAUGUACCACUGAAUUCGCACGCGAGUUGAGUGAUUAUGUCCUCUGAGUCGGUGGAACCGUCAAACACAAGAAUUUUAGAAUUAUCUGAAAUUUCUGAUCCAUUCAAGGGGAAUCCCGCCGUUUCAGAUUUAAGUUCGGAGGAUUUAAGGGAAGUAGAGAAAUAGUGAAGGAGACAAUAAGAAAGAAUGGAGAGGGUAUGGAAGCACGGCUAGACUCAAUAUUACAGGUAUACGCGCAGAGGCGAACAUCUGUGAGUCGCACGCACUUUUUCGGUCCAGGAAUAUGGGUCAAUAUAUGGAACAGAUGUCCCGAAGAGACGCUAUGACACCUGUUUCGAGGAACAGUGCGAACGUCGAUCCUAUUUUUUGGGUCAAGGAACUUAAUCUUUUUGACCUGGGACUGGACCUCGUACGAUCUCAGGCAUUUAAAGGGAAAACAAUGCGAGAGUUCUGUCGGACCGUUAUCAGAAGACUCCGCUCGAGUUUCGCAGACGCCAACCAUAGUCGCGACCUGAAGCCGAAGAAAAGAAUCGUGGCGUCUGUAGGACGUAACACAACUAAUGAAAGGGGAGUGAUUUUUCACAUAAAGAGAUCCACCUCACCUUCCCCUUGCCAAGGGAUGUCCGACUUUCCACACGAAACGAGUUUCAGUCCACUUCUCCUCCCUCCUGUCAAGAGAUGGUGACGAUUAUUUGUCUAUGCUAACAUGACAAUGAAAUGCUAAAGAACUUUCCUUUCAUAAAAAUGGAUGAAGAAAGCCAUAUUCGUCGAUGAAUGUUAGUAAAAGUUGAAGGGACAUACCUACACAACGAAUAGCAAAAGCCUGCCUCGUCCAUUGCGAUCAGCUAUAUAUCUCACAUUAAGGUAUAUCAAUAUAUGUAUUUGUAUUAAAUAAGUGAUCCUGAUAGCAAAAUGCUAGCAAAUUACGAGCAAAUUGGUAGCAAACGAGCAGAUUCCCAUUUAACUGCUGGAAGUAGUAGGAAUCAAGUGUUGUGUGUCUUUAGUAAUGCGUAUUGCCUCCUUUCGCAUUUAUCAAUUCAUGUAUUCGUCGAGGCAUACUAUCAAUUAAAUAUCUUAUUUCGUCUUAUCUAAAAUUAUACUAUUCCUCCUGCCGUUGCAGAGAUAAUACACAUUACUAAAGAUACAUAAUGCACACAAGCACGUACGUAUGUACACGCCUAAAAGGAAAUUAAAAACUCGAAUAAACAAACAUAAGGCUGACAGAUCCAUCUCUGGGAUGUCAGUGGUUUCACGUCACCAGUUGAAUGAGAUGCAUCAAUUGGAUUGGGAUAACAUAGAAUUUUAGA